CAAGUUCCCAAAAGCGAUUCCCACAUAAUUAUUGAAUCGCAGAAUUAUUCUUCACUUUAUUAGUUUGUUACCACUUCAUUUUUUAACUAUGUGAACGAAGCGCACCAGUCCUGACUCAAAAAAAUAAAAAUGAAAGGUGAAAUGACAACUGCUGACAAAAAAAUUUACGGAUUACAAAAUGACUUUUCUUUGAAUUGUGACGUCAUAAUGGUGAAAAAAAGUCUAAGAAAAGAUUGCAUUCCCAUCUUACUGAAGAUUUUUGAGUGGAAAUUAACUUGGGAGUGAAUUCUUAAUGGAGUCUUCCAAAGAUGCAAUGCAGCAAGUGAGCAUUAAAAAGGGGAAUGAUGAGGUAAAGCUUCAAAUAGAAGAUAUUGAUUGUAACACAAAGCAAAAAAAGCAUCGACGUAAACGUGGUAAAAAACACAAUAUACAACACUCUGAAACAUAUAGUGAACAUUUAAUGUUCAAAACUAAGAACAAAAUCCCUGGAACGUAUUUUUCUGAUGAGGUUGAUGGUUGUAUUAUAAAUCAGGUAAAACAAACAGUUGUUGGUAAUCAGACUUCAACAACCGAUCAAUCUUGUCAUGGACGUCAGUUUAGAGGAAAGAUCACAAGACCUCAUCGUCAUCAAAUCUUUCAUGACAAGGUUAAGAAGUGUAAUAAUAACAUGAAAUUGUCAAGUAAUGCAACUGCUGAAACAAAUGAACAAAGUGGAUAUGGCGCACCAAACAAUCCACAGCCUUGGGUAGAAUUGCAAAAUAGUGUGUCUGCGAGACAGAGAAUUGUAUCUAAGAAGCAUAUGUCUACUUAUUCUACUCCCUUACUAGGGAUGUUUUUGUCUCCCGAGGGUACUCCCUUUUCCAGGGAGUCUUUCUCCCUUAAUAGUUCUCCAUUAUCAAAGGAUUGUUUCUCACCCAAAAUUUUUCCAUUAUCCGAGGAUUCUUUGUCUCCUAAAGGUUCUUCUUCAUCUAGAGAGUCUUUGUCCCAUAAAACCUCUCCCUUGUUCAAAGAACCUGUGUCUCCUAAAGGUAGGAAAUCAUCAAAGAAAAAAACCCAGAACGUGAAGAAGCUAUUUGAAGAAUAUUGGAACAAAGAUGACUUAUCACAUGCAUUGAAGAGAGGCUUGAUCUUUCAGGGCAGUUUAAGAAUUAGUCCAAAGAAUUAUGAAAUGGCUUGGGUUACUGUAAAAGAAUAUAAAAGAGACGUUAUGAUUUUGGGUAUGCAACCCAGGAAUAGGGCACUUGAUGGAGAUAUAGUUGCCCUUCAAAUACUACCAAAAGAGAAUUGGAAAAUACUGCACCAAGAGAUGAAGUUUUAUAUGGAUAAUGAUGUGAGUGCUUCUUCAAAAAAUAAAUCUGUCGAGGAAAUGAAGAGCGGUGUAAAAACACAGCAAGAAUUUGAAGAUGCUGUAGAAAAGUUAAAAGGCAUUCAUCUCUCUUUGGAAAAAGAGAAUUGUGUUAAAACGUCAACAAUGAACUCUUUAAAGUUCCAUGAGACAAAAGUUUGCAUUGAUGAGACGGAAAAAUCUGGGAGCUUGCAUGUUAUACAGAAUGAAGAAAAUUCAGGUAAAAACUCGAAAAACGAAGACGGGAAAGGUCAAAGUUCAGGUAAAAACUCGAAAAACGAAGACGGGAAAGGUCAAAGUUCUGGUAAAAACUCUCUAAAGAUAACGACAAAGACGUUAAAAAAUGAAAAAGAAAUGGAUAUUACGAGUGUUCCUGAAGAAUAUAUUCAACGAACAGCUAAAGUUGUUUACAUUAUCGAGGUAAAACAUCCUAGGGUUGCUUGCGGCUAUUUAAGACCAAUGUCGGACCCGAAGGACCCGGAUGGUUUAUUUUCUCCAACAGACUGUCGGCUACCUCGACUACGUAUAGCCCGUGAUGAUUGUCCAGCUGGGUUUUUCGAUCGUCCACAAGAUUUUGCUUCAACCUUAAUGAUUGCUCGCUUGACUGAUUGGAAACGUGAAGCGCCACGUGACUCAUUUUUUGCGAAAGGAGUUUUUGCAAGAAGUCUUGGAGAGGCAGGAGAAAUCGAGCCUGAAACAGAAAGUAUUUUAGCGAUCAAUGAAAUCGAUACAAGUCCUUUUACUCAAGAUGUGCUUGAUUGCCUGCCAAAACAACUGCCUUGGAAGAUCCCACUUGAAGAGCUGGAGGCACGCCGAGAUUUUCGUGAAUACUGUGUCUUUACAAUUGAUCCAUCCAGUGCUCGUGACCUCGACGACGCUCUUCAUUGUAUUCAGCUUGACGAUGGGUUUUUCGAAAUAGGUGUUCAUAUUGCUGAUGUUAGUUAUUUUGUCAAGAACGAUACAGCACUUGAUAAAGUUGCGUGCUUAAGAGCAACUUCAACGUAUAUGGUGCAGAAGGUCAUUCCAAUGCUUCCUAGAUUAUUGUGUGAAGAACUUUGCAGUCUAAAUCCAUGCGAAGAUCGUCUAACAUUCUCUGUUGUUUGGAAGGUUGAUAAGAAUGGGACAAUUUAUGAUGAGUGGAUUGGCAAAGGGAUUAUCCUGUCUCGGGCAAAGUUAUCGUAUGAGCAUGCGCAAGAUAUGAUAGAUAAACCUGAGAAAGUUUGGAAAGAAGAAGAACAUCCAUUGUUAGCCAAUGGUGCUUCUGUAGAUGAAAUCGCCAACUCCGUUCGUAAUUUAAACAAGAUUGCGCUCAAAUUGCGUCAUAAGCGUUUCGAAAAUGGAACACUUCGACUUGACAAGGCUAAAGUAUUUUUCAAUCUGGAUCGUGAAACUGGGCUUCCUAUUGGUUGGCAUGAGUACAUACAACGCGAGAGCAACAAGUUGAUUGAGGAAUAUAUGUUGUUGGCAAACAUGGCCGUAGCUCGUCGCAUUUAUUUGGCAUUUCCACAUAAAUCUUUGUUGCGUUGCCAUCCAAAACCUGACUCAAGGCAACUGGAAGAAAUCUGCGCUCUAUGUAAGCCUUUGGGAGUAGAUUUUGGUCAUGAAUCGUCCAAAGGCAUUCAAGAUACCUUAAACACAUUUACUCCUAAUACUCCUGAGUAUCUGGUCCUGUCACAUCUUUGUAUGAAACCUAUGAAACCCGCGAAAUAUUUUUCUUCGGCAACAGCUGAAGGAGAUCCAGAAGAGUUCAAACAUUAUGCUCUCAGUGUUCCGCUGUAUACACAUUUCACCUCACCAAUUCGUAGAUAUCCUGAUAUUAUUGUACAUCGAUUGCUUGCGGCUAGUUUGGGAGUGAAAGAUGCUCCUGAGUUCGUGUCUGAAGAUCUUCAAGUAAUAGCAGAUCACUGUAACGAUAGAAAACUCGCUGCUAAGAAAGCAAGCGAGGCAAGCAUUGAUCUAUACCUUGGUGCGUUUGUUAGAGAUUGUGGUCCACUUACCGAAGACGGUAUUGUUGUUAGUGUGAUGCACGAGUCACUGGAUGUGUUGGUACCUCAUUUUGCAAUCAUCAAACGUGUUUACUUUAAAUUUUCCGACGAGGUGAAGUCGUUUCGGUUUCAGGAAGGGCACAAAGACCGCCCUGCAAAAGUUGUGGUAACUUGGAAAGGUCCAUAUGAUGAACGAAAAACCGAUGACUUACAAGAAAAGCGCCAUGCAGAUAAGAAGAUUGGUGGACAUGAAGAUGUUCAUCCAACGAGUACGGCUUCCUUAAAAAUAUUUUCGCCUGUGAAAAUUCUUUUGAAAACCGAAGGAGACAACUCUAAAAAUAAAAGUGGACUCAAGUUCUCUGGAGAACUUUUGCCGAAUUUAUUAAUAUAGCAGAGUUGCAAUUUGGCUUUCCAUCCUGGACUUUGUAAAUUUUUUUGCACGUAAAAAUAUUGCAACAUUGACUAAGUGAUUUUGUUGUGCAUCAGGGCGUGGGAGAGUAUCUAAGUUAAUGUUUCUUAAGUGGAAUUGGAGUACAAUUUCGAAGAAAAACGUGUUCCAGACCAUAUAUAGUUUUUAUGAAAGAAUUAGCUACAAUUAUUUCUCUGUUGUUUAAAAAAAAAGAUGAUCUUCAAAAUCGUUGUUAUUAAAUUUUCUCAAUCAAAAA
Molecule: messenger RNA, 3995 nt
Organism: Xenia sp. Carnegie-2017
Lineage: Eukaryota; Metazoa; Cnidaria; Anthozoa; Malacalcyonacea; Xeniidae
Product: DIS3-like exonuclease 2
Exons: 2
Coding region: 293-3721 (1142 amino acids)
Biological process (GO): miRNA catabolic process
Cellular component (GO): P-body; exosome (RNase complex)
Molecular function (GO): RNA binding; 3'-5'-RNA exonuclease activity
Source: RefSeq, a predicted model, not a curated record